This is a messenger RNA of Westerdykella ornata, 1485 nucleotides long. Its product is annotated as acetyl-CoA synthetase-like protein. The transcript has a single exon. Lineage: Eukaryota; Fungi; Ascomycota; Dothideomycetes; Pleosporales; Sporormiaceae. The annotation marks the transcript as partial. The record is from RefSeq and is a predicted model, not a curated record.
GCAGCAAGGAAAGCACUGGAAGCUUUUCUCUCACUCGUCACAUCAUCACCGAACCAUCCGGGCAACUUCCGAUUACUCUUCGCUGCGGUGGACAUGGUAUUGGAUGUGAAUAGGCAACCGCUGCUCAUGGAACUUGAGAUGACUGAUCCAUGUCUCUAUCUGAAAUCCUCAGAUAGCAAUCUUGCAACUGCUUUUGCGAAGAGUAUUAUCUCCAAUGCAGCAGUCUAUCCGGCUCAGCAAUACACUCAGUUCUGCGGACCGCAUCGGCCCAUUCUUCCCUGGCACGGACCUGAAGUAUUAUUUGUACGACAGACUCUGCAGAGUCCAUCAUCGGUUGCCUUAGUCUCGGAUACCGGUCCUCCUGUUACUUACCUGGAACUCUGCAAAAGUGCAGUGUGCGUGAGCGAAUACGUCUCAGCAAGGCGAUACCCGUCCGUCGCCAUCCUCUGUCAGCGUACUCAGAAUCUUAUAUCCACCAUUCUCGGGUGCAUGUUUGCUCGUUUGCCCUACUUGCUUCUCGACAACUCAUUUCCCGCAACACGUAUCGAAACGAUGCUGAAAAUAUCCGCUAUCCGUCAUGUUCUUUGUGACGAUUCUGGAGCACCCAUAGUCGAUCGGCUCCACCACGAUAUAGAGGUAACUGCCAUCAGUGGCAUCAUUGGCAUACUACCGGACGUUUACAUCGACAAUCUGCACGAACGUUUGCUCUGCCGUAGACCCAUGAAGGACCGGAUCAACAAUUUCAUCUUCACUUCGGGUUCAACGGGCGUCCCCAAGGGCAUCCGUAUUCGCUAUCAAGCAUUGGCAAACGUUGUUCAGCAUUUCAUCGAAGAAGUUCUCAUACAACCUCGAAGUACGAGUGUAGUGUUCGCACACUGCACCAACAUAAGCUUCGACAUUUCGGCCAUUCCAUUCUUCGUCCCACUUGCAGUCGGAGGUCGAAUUGCAUUAGCGAGUCAUCGCUGUAUGCAGGAUCCCAAGCUCCUAAAGAGUUUCCUGUACGCGAGUCAGAGCAAUCAUCUGCUGGGCACCACAUCUCAGUAUCGGCUCCUGAUAGACAGUGGAUGGAUCCCUUCUCCUGGUAAUGUGUGUAUCCAGGCAGGAGAGGUUCUUUCUCAGAACAUUGCUUCAUACAUUCUCGACCGAGAUAGCAUUUUGUGGAAUUUCUACGGCCCUGCCGAGACUACUAUCUGGUCGACUGGAUGUCGUGUUAAAGAUGCAUCCCAUCCCAUUUCCAUUGGGCUUCCAAUAUGGAACACAUCAAUCGUAUUGCUCGAUAACGCUGGAAAGGUGAGUGAUGAGGGGGAGAUAUGUAUUGCUGGCACCGGCCUUGGCCAAUACGUUGUUGAUGGGGAAACGCGUCAACGAUUCCGGCCGGUAGACCUCCCUGGACCGAUUAGAGAUAGCAAUACUGCGGUUCUCUAUCACACUGGGGACCUUGCUCAAUACAAAUGCGGCAAUUUUCUUUAUCGAGGUCGAUCGGAU